GCUCUGUCGGUCGCUCCGCCCGUUCCUCCGCAGCCAUGGCCGCCCCGUCGGAUCCCCCCACCGCCGCCACCCCCCCCGCACCGCCGCCCCCCGCCCGCCGCUGCCUCCCCGCUCCCUCCGUGGAGCCGCUGCUCUUCCUCGCCACGCUGGCUCUCGGUUUGCAGGUCCCGCUGGCCACCCAGUACCUAUGGGAUCGGCUGGGGGCCGAGCGCGGCUACGUGGGGCCCAAUGGCAGCAGCCCCCACGGCUGCGGGAACGGCAGCGGAGCCGUCGAUCCGCUGCGGGAGGAGGUGGAAGCGUUGGUCGCCCAUUGGAACCUCUGCAUCAAUCUGGGGGGUUUCUUCGUGGGGCUCUUCUCGGUGACGCUCUUCGGGCCCUGGAGUGACAGCGUGGGCCGGCGGCCGGUGCUGGUGCUGCCGGCGGUGGGCAUGGCGGUGCAGGCGGUUGUGUACCUCCUCGUCAUGUACCUGCGGCUGCACGUCGCCUACCUGCUCCUGGGGCGCAUCAUCAGCGGUCUGCUGGGGGACUACAACCUGAUCCUGGCCGGCUGCUUCGCUUCCGUGGCCGAUAGCAGCAACCAACGCACGCGCACCUUCCGCGUGGCCAUCCUCGAGGCCUGCCUUGGCGUGGCGGGGAUGGUGGCCAGCGUUGGCGGUGGCCAAUGGCGCAAAGCUGAGGGUUAUAUCAACCCCUUCUGGCUGGUGCUGGCCGCCAGCCUCGCUGCUGCCCUCUAUGCUGCUUUGUGUCUGCAGGAAACGGUGAAGCAGCGGAGAGCGGCCAAGCUGUUGACUCUCCAACACUACAAGGCUGUCUAUAAGCUGUACACGGCCCCGGAAGACUUGAGCUCCAGGAGGAAGCUUGCCCUUUACUCCUUGGCUUUCUUUCUUCUUGUCACUGUGCAUUUUGGAACCAAGGACCUCUAUGUUUUGUAUGAACUCGGCUCCCCACUCUGCUGGGCCUCAGAUCUCAUUGGGUACGGCUCAGCUGCCAGCUAUCUGGCAUACCUGAGCAGCCUUGGGGGACUGCGGCUGCUGCAGCUCUGCCUGGAGGACACCUGGGUGGCAGAGAUAGGACUCAUCUCCAAUAUUGCUGGGCUGGUGGUGAUUUCUCUUGCUACUACAACACCACUGAUGUUUACAGGUUACGGGAUUAUGUUCCUGUCCAUGGCAGCUACUCCAGUUAUCAGAGCCAAGCUCUCCAAGCUGGUCAGUGAGACGGAGCAGGGUGCACUCUUCGCCUCUGUUGCCUGUGUGGAAGGGCUGUGCUCACUUGUGGCUACGGGGGUGUUCAACUCCCUCUACCCUUCCACCUUGCACUUCAUGAGGGGAUUCCCCUUUCUCUUUGGGGCCAUCCUUCUCCUUAUUCCAGCAGCUAUCAUGGGGUGGAUAGAAAUCCAGGACUCCAACCUUCAGUACAGCCACUUCUCAGAUGCUUCCUCGUCCCCUGCAGAUGGCUGAGCAGCAGCUUAGCAACGAGGAAUUGGCCAUUCUGGCAGUGUCUGUCCAUAGACUGCUUUUUGUUCUUCACUUGUAGAACAGAUCAGUGUAUGAGGGACACCUUGGUUGUCCUCACUGAUUUUUAAAUGCCUGAAAGUUGGAAGUCAUGGCUCUGAGUGCCAGGGAAAGCUUGAUGUGCAGAUGUGAAUAUCUCCUUGCUCAUCACAGAGAGAACCCAAGGGACUACUCAAAAGCCAAUCAAGAUUAAAAGCAAUUGGUAGUCAUUUGCAAGGCCAGUAGUGGUUGGGUUGGGUUUGUCUGGAUUGAGUUUGGUUGGGUUGGUUGAGUUUGAUUGGUUGGGUUGUGUUGGGUUUGUUUGGGUUGAAAUUGCUUGGUUGGGUUUAAUUGGGUUGGGUUGGGUUGAGUUGGGUUUGUUUGGGUUGAAAUUGAUUGGUUGGGUUUAAUUAGUUUGGGUUGGGUUGAGUUUGGUUCAUAAGGUGAGGGUGGGGAUGGAUAACGAGAGGGAGAGAGAGAGUUGAAUUCUGGCUUAAUUGGUACUCUCCUCUGAGUACUACAGUGUGCAGCAGUUGGUGUGGGUGAAGACCAGACCAGAGCCUGCAGGGUGAGGUAGCCUGGCAGUGUUCUCCUGAGAAAAACAUCUGUGCUCCAAAUCAGUGUGUUGUGGUUAAAAGUCAUGUUCCAGGCCAGUAAUUUUCAAUGGGAGUUUUACUGCUAGAAGUGCUUGUUGCUAUGAGUGCCAGUGGCAUGUCCGUCUGUCUACAACUCACACCAGCUCAGGUUGGAUAUUAGGAAAAAAAUAUUCUCUGCAAGUGUGGUGAUGCAGUGGCACAGCUGCUCAGGGAGGUGGGGCAGUCCCCAUCCUGGAGGUGUUCAGGUGCCGUAGAGAUGUGGCACUGAGGGAUGUGGUCAGUGGGCAUGGUGGGGUGGGUUGGGGAUCAGGGAGCCCUUUUCCAACCUGAAUGAUUCUGUCAUUCUGUGACUGUGAAAUCAAAUCGCAGAGCCAGAAGCAGUUCUUCCUCAUCAGCCCAUGAUGUGUUGGGUUGAGUUGCUAAGGGAACGGUAUAAAUGUCUUUGGAAGUAAAAGUUCUUUUGUUUAAGGGGCAUGAUUUUUUGCCAGUGACUUCAUGUCUGCCCUUCUCAGGACACGUUGAUGCCAACAAGCAAACCUCCACAUUUGUGGUAUUUGUAAUUGUUCUUUUCAAAGCAUUAACUAUAUUGCUUCAGUCCUAUUUUCUUCACACUGCCAUAAACCAGCAGUUCAUUGUACACUGCAUUGAACACAGAGUUCAGAUGUCUGCAAUAAUGUGAAAUUGCUUAGCAGUCAGAUUACCUUCAGAGUGAAUAAAAACCCAGUUUUCUUUUA
Messenger RNA from Gallus gallus (chicken), 2820 nucleotides. RefSeq names its product solute carrier family 46 member 1 (gene SLC46A1). Gene Ontology annotation, cellular component: plasma membrane. Gene Ontology annotation, biological process: transmembrane transport. The record is from RefSeq and is marked provisional. Gene Ontology annotation, molecular function: transmembrane transporter activity. NCBI's taxonomy places the organism in Eukaryota, Metazoa, Chordata, Aves, Galliformes, Phasianidae. Bases 36 to 1457 code for a protein of 473 amino acids. The transcript has 5 exons.